AUGCCUCCCCAGUUAAGACAGCGCACGUCACGCGUCAAACCUCAGUCUUAUGCUCUUUCUCUGAACUCCCCUACAAGUCAAACCCACCUCCUCAUGUCUGAACAUACAGCAAACUCAGCAAGCAGCACGCCUCCAAUUUACACCAUCGAUCUCUCUUUACCACCAUGCGAACGCUAUGUGCUGGUCGCCACUGACUACGCUCAUGUUCUGCGCGAAAUGCCGUUUCUCUACGAUGAAGCAGUAGAGCACUUGAAGUUGCCUGUCGGAUUCUUUCAUUUUUUGGGCCGUACGCUCUUGCGUCGUCUGCAUAGCGAUGAACAGACCGAGGAGCUCAGAGGCAUUAGCAAGGCAUGCGGGAUUCCAAUGUAUCUACUUGUCGCUUAUAACGUCUUUCUGGAUCUCCUUAUGGGCUGCACGAGUGGUGGCGUCAUGGUCAAGGAGUCCGAGGCCGAUGCAACGAUGAUGCAUUUCCGAACCCUGGAUUGGUCUAUGCCUCUUUUACGACAGGCCAUCGUACAGUUCGAGUUCGUUGAGAGAACAGCUAGUCAUGUGAUAGCAAGGACGGUGGGUUAUGUGGGUUUCGUGGGUGUACUUACAGGCCUGAGGAAUGGGCUGAGCGUAUCACUCAACUUCCGGCCCUACCACAACGCCCAUGGACUGUCAUGGCCAAAUAUCAAGUAUUACUGGAACACGCUGAUGGUGCUUCUGGGACGGAGACCGGGUAUCUCUACUCUGAUACGCGAUUGUCUCCUACCCAGGCCGAGUGCAUCUCGAAGUCGAAGGCUUUCCAAAAAUUCUGUCAAGGAAGAGGAAACUUUGGCGUCCGCACCUAUCCCACCACAUAGUGCACCUGAAAUAUUCAACACCAUCCCACACAUGCGUACGUCAGUAGCAUAUUUGAUAUUCUGCACGGGAAUAGAGACAGUCGUUCUGGAAAAAGACUUUCACAGCGCGAGAACCUUACGCUCCUCCACUUUCAUCAGUACCACCAAUCACGAUGUGUCACUGGAGUCUACAGGCAAUCCACAAGCCACUCAAGAUCACGCGGUUCAUAACCAGGGUCGGAACCACAGCUUCCUCAAUGCGGGUAUGCAAGAAGUGCUCGAUGAAAGCAUCAUGCGGAAACAAUGUCUCAAGCAGAAAUGGCUGAAGUGGAGCCAGGAGCAGGGUCGUAAAGCGAAGCGAGGACAGACUGCAGCAACUGGUGUGAGCCCAGGGAAACUGACUGAGUGGUUAAUGCAAUAUCCCGUUUGUAAUGAGGUUACACAUUUCGUGUGUGUGAUGGAUCCAAAGGAGGGCGUGUUCAGAUGGGUGCGCACUUUUGAAGAGGGCCAUAUAGAGUUUCAGGAUGGAGCUCAACUUUGA
Messenger RNA from Alternaria atra, 1365 nucleotides. RefSeq lists its product as uncharacterized. Lineage: Eukaryota; Fungi; Ascomycota; Dothideomycetes; Pleosporales; Pleosporaceae. The coding region runs from base 1 to 1365 and encodes 454 amino acids. Gene Ontology annotation, molecular function: hydrolase activity, acting on carbon-nitrogen (but not peptide) bonds. The transcript has a single exon. The record is from RefSeq and is a predicted model, not a curated record.